GUGAAGACCAGCAGGGCUCCAGGUGUGUCAUCAUAGCCGAUGAAAAAGAGGAUGACGGGAAAGAAGUGACGUGCACUGUUACCAAUCAUGUCAACCACAGACGUACUGCCAGCGCCAUUGUCACAUUGAUGUUGUCAGAAACAGAGCAAGGAGCCUGGAGGAAGUCCUGGCAAAAUGGCGCGUGGACUUGUAACAGCUGUCGGGAUCUUUCUCAUUACAUGUCACAAGAUAUUCGCUAUUAGUAUUUCAACCAACAACGAAGUCGAAGAGCUGUCUUUAAACCAGAGAUCAGUGUCAUGUAACCAGUUAACCCCAAACUCCACGAUCUACUGGAGCAUCUCACCUUUACAUGGACAGGUGAAACAGGUGGGAAUGUGUGGGGUGGGGAUAUGCACAUCAGGAUAUCGUCCGAACGUCUACUCGGAGCGAAAUAUCCCUGCGAGUUCCUCCCUUGUCUUUCUGAAUGUCACCCGGGAUUGGGCGGGUACUGUGGUGUGUACAGAACGGUUCGCCAACGGAAGUGAGCAGUCUGUCAACAGUACACUGGAUGUUUAUUACAAUUCUGGAGUCAACAACAGUAGAAUGGUAAUCAACCGCGAGGACUGGUCUCUAACUGUCAGUUUUAACAUCACAAAAAUCUUCUCCGCUCUUGGCAACUAUGGAGCUGAGGUCUUCUGUCGCCGAGGGUACUUGAGCACGAAUGCUACAGUCAAUAUGUCACUGGUGUCAUUCAACGAAUCAUCUUUAAUGUAUAAUGUAGGCUACCUGCAGGUCACUUUCCCACGCCUGCGAUAUUCUCCUUCUGUUAUCUUCCACCGCUGCGCAUACAUCAUCGCCGUUCGUCCUGGUGCAAAAUAUACUCCACUUCCAUUGGAGGACUUGAAGCGGAUUUUUGACAUGCCCACACCAACAUUAUCUUGUAACCAAGCCUACAUUCCUGAAGAGGGUCCUGCUAGCUGCAUCUGUAACAGCACAUUACUACGGCAUCCCGAGGCCAGACUACGGUGGGUCCUGAGAGAACAGAGUGUAGUUUCCGGUGACUACGGAGUCGGAUGGCUGCCGCUUCCACCCGAGGUCGUGAACCGCACCCAUGAUGGGAAAAACCUCGUGUGCGAAGUGGAAUGGUUUUACAAUAGACGUACGGAGCUCAGGAUGCUAGUGGCAUAUGGACCAGAUCACGUCACCAUCAGGCCCUACCGUGUUGUUUAUGGAAAGGACACCAUCAACAAGACAUUGCUGGCUGCCUAUCCAGUGACCAGUGGCCAAGCUUACUUACCUCCAGACGACACCUCCGAGGUAACCCUGGUAUGCGAGGUAAAGAAUGCCCAGCCCUUGAAGUCAGAAAUGGUCACGUGGGACGGCCUGUGUGAUGGUCAGAAAGGUUUCACUUGUAACCUGGUCUUCAAAGGUAAAACGGAUGACGGGAUGAUGGUCACGUGCACUGUCAUCAACGACGCCAACAACAACCACACUGCCAACACCAGCAUCAUCCUCAACGUUUCAGAUGGUCCAGAGACCGUCAGCAUCCAGUACCACACUACUUCUACACCUGACAAGUGCCACGUGAUCCUUACCUGUGAGGCGUCUGGGGUCAAACCCUCGACCUAUGACAUGUUUGAGUGGGGCGGGAUGUGCGAAGGUCAGCAGGGCUCCAGGUGUGUCAUCACAGCCGACAAUGAAAAGGAUGACGGGAGAGAAGUGACGUGCACUGUCACCAAUCAUGUCAAUCACGGACUUACUGCCAGCGCUAGUGUCACACUGACGUUGUCAGGAUGUGAAGGCCAAGAUGAUCCCAUGAGUAAGGGUGUGGGCAUUGGAGUAGGUGUGACUUUGACCCUUGAGCUGCUGGUGGUGGGUGUGGUGGUGGUUGUUAUCUGGACACGACGACGAUUACAGCGAGACCGAAUAUACGAGAAACCCAGUCCAAACCCACGUCUGAGCCACACAUACGAAAUGGCGAGAGCGGGGCAUGACCCCUCUACUCCAGAAUCUCAGGAACAAAUUGCUGUCACACCUUCCCCUCCAUGUGAAGUCUAUGAAAACGUCUCAUCAUAACACAACAGCCAAGCCGGUCAAAGCAAAACAACAGCGAAAAACAUAAAAAACAGUGAUAAAAGUGAGAAAAGUGAUGUAAAACAGUUCAAAGAACGAUCGUUUUACCUGUGCAUUCAACAACGACAAAAUCGUUUCCAUAUCUGUGUUUGGACUUUCGAGUUUCAGUAUUUUUGGGGCUUGUAUUAGCUUGUAUUGCCAUCCUCUGGUCAGCCAUGAUUCCAACGGUUCUGACAUUCACUCGGUUUCGAACCCUAAUGAAGAUUUGGACAAGCAAGGAAAUUGUUUUUAUUUAAUUUCUCGAGAUCCAUGUUUGUCAUUCAUUUUUAUGUUAGAGGCAAUAAUUCGUGAUAAUAGUAGAGUCUUUUUAUCGUAAUAUGCGUUAUUAAUAGUUUAUCUCGUUUAUUGCCUUAAUUUGUUUGUAAUUAUUGUUUUAAUAUUUGUACCAAGUCAAUACAGAGUUUAUGGUAUUUAUGGUAAAGUGAGGUAGUUAGGUCUAAUUUUUUUUAGUAAUACUUCUGAAGCAACGAAAACAAAAUUUAUACGGCAUCUUCAAGACCCAUUAACAAGACUCAGAGUUUAUUCUCGUUUUCUUUGCCUUAGAAGAAAAUAAAAUAGUUCUUACUUGCA
Messenger RNA from Pomacea canaliculata, 2682 nucleotides. RefSeq lists its product as uncharacterized. NCBI's taxonomy places the organism in Eukaryota, Metazoa, Mollusca, Gastropoda, Architaenioglossa, Ampullariidae. The record is from RefSeq and is a predicted model, not a curated record. Bases 175 to 2055 code for a protein of 626 amino acids. The transcript is spliced from 11 exons.